UCUCUCUUUCAUUAAAUAAAAGCACGAGCGCCCACCACCUCUUCUCCUUCAUUAUGAGACUCCAACGUUCCCUUUUUUCAAACACUAUGGAGCCACAGCCCCAGAUUUGAACACCCCCCCUCUCUCUCUUCCCUCAAAUCAAGAUGCCCAUUAACACCCACCCACCAGAACGCACACAGUCUCUCUCUCUCUCUCUCUCUCUCUCUCUGUUCCUUCAUGGGCUUUCUUCAUUUGAGGCAAACUCCUCUUCCAUGAAGAUCUUCAAGACUUGAAGACGCUCGCCCCCCAGUGAGACUGAGCUUCUGCAAAACCUCCACCGUUGAUGGGGUGCUUUCUAGCGUGUUUCGGGCUCUCCAAGAAGCGAAGGCGGAGAAGAAAGCCAAUCCAUUCUGAAGAUCAUGUUGGCCGGGGAAAAUAUGAGCCUCUGGAUAACUCGUCCCAACUAGAUCUAGAAAUCGCCCAGGACUCUAGCACAUCAACUUCUUCCUUGAGCAAGAAACAGUCUAGUGCGAAGACCCGAAAGAAAGUCCGGUUCAACUUGAAUGUCCAGACCUAUGAGCCGAUCCCGAUUGCGGAUGCUUAUUUCUCGGAGAGUGAUAAAGAGGAAGAUAAGAGAAGACCCGAGGACGAAACGCCCCGGUUAGAUCCAUCCCCAACACUACCUAACAAGGGUGGUUCGACUGCUUCAACAGGUGCUGUCUAUUCGGAGAACUAUAGGUAUCAGAACUGCAGAGACAGCUCUGAUGAGGAAGAGGAAUUGCUCUACGAUGACAGCGAUUUCGAACUCGAAGAUGAGGAUGAUGAUAUAGGCAGUGAUGACAAUAUCGAUUUUUAUGGCAACAUGCAGGAUUCUAGAAUGAGUCAGAAGCAAGUUCCCCUGCAAAUCACUUCUUCGGUGUCUUCGAGUAUGAAGGAGCAAGUUUCUCUGUGGCGGUCAGAUUUGGACAAAACUGAAAACCUCAUAUCCCAUCAUUCCAUGAGUGUCCUAGAAACGAAAACUCUGAACACAAGUGAAAAUGCUCGAUGUAGGACUCAAUAUGUCGACUCUGUGCUAAACCCGGUCGAAAAUCUUAUGCAGUGGAAGAGAAUCAAGGGGAAUGCCACACCGGUUAAGCACCAGCAAAAGGAGAACCUAGAAUUGGAGAAAAAAUUCAGCACGCCAUUUUCACUGAAUGCUAGCUUUAGUCCCCCAGCUUCCUCUUUGGGAUCUAAUUCAGUUGCUUCUAAACCUUUUCACUCAGUGAACACGAGCCUUUCGAACUGGUUGGUCUCGCCCGACACUGUUCCAUCCGAGAAUGCGCCUGUCAGUAAGAGCAGCACCAUCUUAUUCAGGACAGUUUGAUUGGAGCAAAAGCAUGUUUCAUUGAGCUGAUUUCAGUCACCAACAGAUGGGAUCGAGUUGAACUUCUUGGGAAUCGCAGGAAUGAUAAGGAAACAGCUGAUGAAACCCCGGUCUGCUGUAAUAAAGCAAUGCCCAUGGCACUGCAAUUUUACAACAUUGUGAUCAGGAUUUUCACCCAUCAUCCUGGAUAAAGACAAUAACCUUGAGUCACAUACAUGCUGUUAUCCAAUAUUUUGUGUGUUUUGAAUUAUAUUCUUUGCCUCUUACAAGGCAACGAUUGUUUCUGGUCUCUGCUUGUUUGUGAGAGAGAAUUUGACUAUUUCCCCUCUAUUUGGGGGUGCUUGACUACUUCUGGUUGUUCUUUUUUUCUUUUUUGGUGAUGAUCAUGUAUUGUUUGAUUGA
Molecule: messenger RNA, 1744 nt
Organism: Rhodamnia argentea
Lineage: Eukaryota; Viridiplantae; Streptophyta; Magnoliopsida; Myrtales; Myrtaceae
Exons: 3
Coding region: 323-1342 (339 amino acids)
Biological process (GO): male meiosis II
Source: RefSeq, a predicted model, not a curated record